This is a messenger RNA of Mytilus californianus (California mussel), 965 nucleotides long. RefSeq names its product metalloproteinase inhibitor 3-like. Gene Ontology annotation, biological process: negative regulation of membrane protein ectodomain proteolysis; negative regulation of endopeptidase activity. Bases 29 to 631 code for a protein of 200 amino acids. Gene Ontology annotation, molecular function: metalloendopeptidase inhibitor activity; protease binding. The transcript is spliced from 5 exons. Gene Ontology annotation, cellular component: extracellular matrix. Lineage: Eukaryota; Metazoa; Mollusca; Bivalvia; Mytilida; Mytilidae. The record is from RefSeq and is a predicted model, not a curated record.
AUUGAUAGAGAGAUAAUCAGUUAAUAGGAUGGUUAAGAAAGUACUACAACUGGUCAUUGCUCUAAUAUGGAUGACAAAUAGUGUACACAGUUGCUGGUGUAAUAUUUUGCAGCACCCUCAAGAUCAAUUCUGCAAGUCUGACUAUGUUUUCUAUGGUAAAGUAAUCAAUGAGAAACUUAUAGAAGGUCUAGGAAAUGAUGUUCACAAUAAUAAGGCGAUUUGGGAAUAUACUUUUAAAGUUAUUUUUAAAAUGAAGGGGAUGAUUGAGGGAGUUGGACAAGAUGCCGUUGUAGAGACAAAAGGAAAUCAAGCCCUCUGUGGUGUACGCUUUACUGUCGGAAAGUCUCAUAUCUUAAUGGGAGCAAAGAAACCCGAUGGAACGAAAACAAUAGCAUUAUGUGUUUUCAUGACACAGCUCAGCAAUCUGUCACCAUAUCAAACUUUUUACCUGUUUACAAAAGGUCCCUAUUCGUACAGAAAUAACUGUGGAUUAGGAUGCAAAAGUAGUCCAACAUCAGUAGGUUGCAAAUAUCAGUCAGGAAGUGAUCCGGCGAACACCUGCCUUGCCAAGAAGGCACUGUGCAAAAAAGAAGGAAUGCAGUGUCGCUGGGAUAAUAAUGGAUCAUGUUAACGCAUUUAUGUAAUCAACAUGCGGACCUCAAUGGAUGACUAAAUACAAAUGGAAAUUAUUAAAUAGACUUUUAGAUCGACAUAUUGAUGAAAAUGGGUAUUAAAAGUGUUUGACUGUUUCAAACCGUGUGGUUAUGCUCAGUUCUAGACAGUAACUUAUUCAAAAGUCGGAUUACGGAUACCAGAUGGACAUUCAAACACAUAAAUCGAAAAUAUACUGACAACGCCAUGGCUAAAAAAGAAAAAUAAAGACAAACAGACAAAUAAUAGUACACAACACAUAACAUAGAAAAAGACCAAGCAACACGAACCCCACCAAACACUAGGGGUGAUCU